Messenger RNA from Hippocampus zosterae (dwarf seahorse), 1227 nucleotides. Its product is annotated as hepatic sodium/bile acid cotransporter-like. Lineage: Eukaryota; Metazoa; Chordata; Actinopteri; Syngnathiformes; Syngnathidae. Gene Ontology annotation, biological process: bile acid and bile salt transport. The transcript has 6 exons. The record is from RefSeq and is a predicted model, not a curated record. Gene Ontology annotation, cellular component: membrane. Gene Ontology annotation, molecular function: bile acid:sodium symporter activity. Bases 129 to 1172 code for a protein of 347 amino acids.
CCAGUCUGGCCACAAAAGAAGAGGAGCAAACGGGGGAAUGUGUGCGGGGAUGCAAACUACAAAGUUUGAAGCUUGGAUUUGUUGGAAGGUGAAGCCCACACAAAAUAAGCAUUCAGUUGAGCUCUACAAUGAAUGCGAUGGACAUCUCAGAUGAGGGGAACAUGUCUGCCAAUGGGACCAUGAACAUUCUGAACAUAUCCCCACCCCUCAACAAUGCCAUCAACACCUUCACCAUCAUCAUCCUCUUCAUCACCAUGAUAUCCCUCGGGUGCACCAUGGAGAUUUCCAAAAUCAAGAGCCAUCUGCUCAAACCCAAGGGAGUGGCCAUCGCCAUGGUGACCCAGUUCGGCAUUAUGCCCUUGACUGCGUUUACACUUGCCAAAUCACUGAAGAUGGAUUCAGUGAAGGCGGUGACUGUGCUCAUAUGCGGCUGCUGUCCUGGAGGAAAUCUAUCCAAUAUCUUCACCUUGGCACUAAAGGGUGACAUGAAUCUCAGUAUUGUGAUGACCACAUGCUCCUGCAUUGCAGCAUUGGGUCUGAUGCCCCUGCUGCUUUUGAUCUACUGUCAAGGCUUCAGCGGCCUGGAGAACGCUGUCCCCUACAUGGGCAUCCUCAGCGCUCUCACCUUCACCUUGGUGCCCUGUGGCGUGGGCAUCUUGCUCAAUCACUACAAACCAAAAUAUACACCGGUGGUCCUGAAAUCUGGCCUGAGCAUUCUGAUCAUCUCCGGCAUUAUUGUGUUCUCUUUGUCUGGUGUGGCCGUCAAAGACAUGCUGUGGAUGAUCCUGACUGCCGAUGUUAUUGCCGUGGCGGCUCUGAUGCCACUCAUAGGCUUCACGCUGGGAUAUGUCAUGUCCACUAUAUGCAGACUCAGCUCAAAAUGCAGCAGGACAGUCUCUGUGGAAACAGGCUGUCAGAACAUCCAGCUGUGUUUGGCUAUCUUGAAGGUGGCCUUUCCUCCAGAGGUCAUCGGGCCCAUGUUCCUCUUCCCUUUGCUUUACUACACAUUCCAGUGCGCCGAGGCUCUUCUCCUGACUGUGUGCUUCAGAUGUUACCAAAUGGUCAAGUCGCCAGCUGAGGAAACAAGAAUAUAUACGAAUGUCAACGUCAAACAAGAAGAUGUGAAACCGCCUCAGUGUCUGAGAAACAUGGAGGAAAAUAACCAAACAUGAUAAACUCAUGGACUUCACUUUGGAUCACAAUAAAGAACAAUGAAUCUGGAAAGUA